Molecule: messenger RNA, 348 nt
Organism: Phytophthora sojae
Lineage: Eukaryota; Oomycota; Peronosporomycetes; Peronosporales; Peronosporaceae
Exons: 2
Coding region: 1-348 (115 amino acids)
Source: RefSeq, a predicted model, not a curated record
AUGCGCGCGCUCCUUCGUCUUCUCCUGCUACGCAUGGCUCGCGGUCAUAGCAGUACGUCAACGCCCACGAGGUCCUCUGGUGGGAUCAGUAACCACCACACUUUCUCGCCUGUUGUGAACCCCAUCCUGGAGAAGAAGCGCGAGGCGCAGCGUGAAAGCCACCGCGCGUACCUGAAGAGCAACAGCGACUACAACCGAGCUGAGAUCAAGUACUUAUCGAUCGAGUCCGAGAUCCGCCUGGCCGAGUUCUGGCUGGAUAUCGUCACCAAGAAUUUGGAGGACGUGGGCAAGCGCAUUGAGGUGCACGACUGGAACUUCCAGAAGAUCACAGGGCAGAGUGACGCGUAA